GUUGUCAUCGCCAUAUUUUCAUUACACCAUUGUGAAAAUAAUAAAGGGCUUGGAAUUUACAAUUUUACCCCUGAUAAUGGCCGAUGAUGACUGGGAAUUUCGAAAAGUGUUGGUUUUAUCGUAUGUAGGUAAGAGGUUUGUACCUGUCACACACCUUCAUUACACCUUGUUGGAAGGAGUGAUUAAGAUCAUAAUUGUCAAUAUCCAAUCAAUAAUGAAUCAUGAUUUACUUGUCUUAAACAAUGCGACUGCCUCUCGCCACAAAUAACUCGGAAAAUUCUACCAACAUCUGCUGCCGUUGAGGAACUGAAGAAGAGCGUGUCUCGUCUGAAACUUCCAAAGGAGCAUUCCCCACGGGUUUAGAACGCCCGCGAAAUUUAUACCCCUGCCGAAAAUUAAAAUCUAAAAAUCGAAUAUGGCGGAGAAAAUUAAGGCCUUCUUUCAAAAGAAAAAGUCCGAUACCAAAUUUAAGAUGGCUGGCAAGGGAUACAAAUUAACCGAAUCAUCAGCUUCCUCCUCAAAAUCAAACGCCAGCGAUGUACCGAGGCCGGUGAAACGAGCGGAACCAACUACGGAAGCAAAAGUUGCCGGGCAGGCUGCUCUGGCAAGAUUGGAGUCUAAGAGGACAGAUCCAAAAAAAUUCAACACAUCAUAUGCAGCGAUACAAGCGCAAGUUAAGCGAGAACUAGAGGCUGAAAGAAAGGCUGCGGCUGAAGGCACCUCGAAGGAAGAAGCAACGCCGAAGGAGCGUAAAAUCCCGCAGGAAGUCGAAGCGAAUCCAUUGCUCGCGGUACGCGGCGUUUACUUCCGGUGCCCAAUUAUAUCUGACGAAGUCUUGACGCGAGACGAAUGGAAGAUAAAGAUUCGACAGUUCCUUUACGAGCAGCUAAACCACGAGGAAGCUGGUCUGACGGCAUGCCUGAUAAUUCAUAGCUGCAACACCGGUAAAGAAAAAAUCGAACAAUGUGUAGAAACAAUUUGCAAGUAUCUAGAAAAUAUUGUGAACAAUCCCGAGGAGGAAAAGUAUAGGAAAGUCCGAAUGUCCAACCGCGUUUUUCAGGACAAGGUGCAACCCGUAGAGGGUGCUCUGCAGUUGCUAGAGGCAGCCGGAUUUGAGCAGGUGAAAUUAAUGCACCAGGAUGAAGAGGAAGACUUCCUUGUGUGGAGGCCGAACAAAUCUUCGAUCGACCAUGUCCAAAUGCUCGUCGAUGCCCUCAGGACAGCAGACCCAGUCAAAAUCGAACUUGACAGAAACCUACAAGUCUUGCUCCCCAGCCAGGCCGCAAAAAGGAACGAGCUACCCCCUGUUUUCUUCACCAUGACACUGGAGGAGAUAAAAAAAGAACAGCAGCUCAGGUCCGAAGCUAUCGCUCAGAGUCAGAUUCUCCGGACUAAAGCGAUGCGUGAAAAGGAGGAGCUCCGUGAGAUGAAAAAAUAUCGCUACGCUCUGAUUCGAGUGCGUUACCCGGAUGGAAUAAUGCUCCAAGGAACAUUUGCCGUUUAUGAGAGGAUCGAAAGCGUGAUUGAGUUUGUUAAAGAAAAUCUCGUCAGCGACGAGAUACCCUUCAUUCUAACAACGCCGUUUGGCUACCGUCUUAGUGAUGAGGACCACGAUAAGUCUUUAAUCGACUUGAAGCUCGUGCCCGCGUCAAUUUUAAAUUUCAACUGGGAUACUGAGAUUUUGAAUGCGAAAGGUCCCACAGAAUACCUCAAGGAUGAUAUUCUGUGCCUUAUACAGUCGGCGUAAGACUUCUACCUACUGCUGCAUCUGCUCUACAAGUAAAGAACGUAUGAAUUGGAUUACAACAGUUAACCGCUCGUUGUCACCGUCAAAAAACACGGAGUUUGAAGCUAUUCGCCAUUGUGUAAAAAAUUGAAAAACUAUAAAUUACCGAAGUGGACUAAAAUAUAGUUUAAUAAUCUAAGUAGUAAAACAAUUGAAUUAUGGAUCAUUGUAAGGAACAAUUUGGUUGCACUACAUUAUCUGCAACAUGCAGGCUGAAUUUACUGUUUGAUGGUGCCACGUAGUGUUACCAUUGAGAAUAGAUAGGAUAAUCUAUUCUCAAUGGUGUUGCUGGCUUUUGUUGCCAUGGCAACGGGCAGUAGGUAUAAAACCGUAAACAAACUACCGAGCUACGAAACUAGAAAUAUCAUUGCAAAUUAUGUAUA
Molecule: messenger RNA, 2169 nt
Organism: Athalia rosae (coleseed sawfly)
Lineage: Eukaryota; Metazoa; Arthropoda; Insecta; Hymenoptera; Athaliidae
Gene: Gint3
Product: UBX domain-containing protein 6
Exons: 6
Coding region: 416-1747 (443 amino acids)
Cellular component (GO): cytoplasm
Molecular function (GO): protein binding
Source: RefSeq, a predicted model, not a curated record